Panthera uncia (snow leopard) is the source of this 7851-nucleotide messenger RNA. It is a transcript of the gene COP1, whose product is annotated as COP1 E3 ubiquitin ligase. The transcript has 20 exons. Gene Ontology annotation, biological process: proteasome-mediated ubiquitin-dependent protein catabolic process. Lineage: Eukaryota; Metazoa; Chordata; Mammalia; Carnivora; Felidae. Bases 5753 to 7525 code for a protein of 590 amino acids. Gene Ontology annotation, molecular function: protein binding; ubiquitin protein ligase activity. The record is from RefSeq and is a predicted model, not a curated record.
UCUUCUUCUUCUUUUUAAUGUUUAUUUAUUUUUGAGAGGGGGCCAUAGAGAGGGGAGACAGAGCUUCAAGUGGACUGCGGGCUCCACUGUCAACACAGAGCCUGACUCUGGGCUUGAACCUGAGCCCAGAAGUCGGAUGCUUAACCGACAGAGCCAUCCAGGUGCCCCUGCAAGGCACUGUUCUAAUGGUUUAACAUUACCUAUGCAGUCUUCAUGAUAAUUGUUCGAUGCGGAUACUUCCAUAAUUUCCAUUUUAUAGAUGAGGAAAUGACAGAGAGGUUAUGUAAUUUGUUGCAGUUCAUACAGUUAAUAGUGGUGGUAUCCGUAUUUAUAUCCAGACAUUUUGGUUCAGAGCUCACGUUAACCACUGUAUUACUUUGCCUUAAAUUCAGAGGCUGGGGGUUUUUGUUUAAAUUUUUUUUUUUAAUGCUUAUUUAUUUUUGAGAGACAGAGACAGAAUAGAAUGUGAGAAAGUGAGCGGGGGAGGGGCAGAGGGGAAGACACAGAAUAUGAAGCAGGCUCCAGGCUCUAGGCUGUCAGCAGAGAGCCCAGUGUGGGGCUCAAACUCACCGAACUGCAAGAUCAUGACCUGAGCCAAAGUCGGAUGCUUAACCGACUGAGCUAUCUAGGUGCCCCUGGAGAUUUUGUUUAAAAUCAGCUUUAUUAAGGUAUAAUUUGUAUACAGUAGAAAUCACUAGUUUUAGUUGUGUAGUUCAGUGAGUUUUGAUAAGUGAACACGUCUGUAUUAUCACCACCUUAAUCGAGAUCUAGAACAUUUUUAUUACACUGGAAAGUUCGCUUGUGCCAGCACUUUGCACGUAUCUGUUCCCCCCACUUCAACACCUGGCAACCAGUGAUUUUUCUAGCACUAUAGUUUUGCCUUUCCUAGGAUUUUGUAUUAAGGGAGUUUUUCAAUAUGCAGUCUUUUGUGUCUGACCUUUUUUUUUAAUGUUUUUUUUUUUUGGGAGGGGGCAGAAAGAGAGGGGGGCAGAGGAUCUGAAGCGGGCUCUGUGCUGACACCAGAGAGCCUAGCCUGAUGUGGGGCUCGAACUCAGGAACUGUGAGAUCAUGACCUGAGCUGAAGUGAGAUUCUCAACCAACUGAGCCACCCGGGCACCCCUGUGUCUGACUCUUUUUUUAUUUGGCAUAAUGUUUUUGAGAUUUAAUGUUGAGUAUGUCACUAAUAUUUUCUUUUAAUUGCUAAGUAGUAUUCUGUUAUAUGGAUAUAUAACACGAUAUGUAUAUAUAAUCAGUUUAAAGAGAUUUGAUUUUUUUUGUUUCUAGUUUUUGGUAAUCGUAAAGAAAGUUGUAAAAAUUCAUGUUCAGGUAUUCAUGUGGACAUACCUUCAUAUCUCUUGGGUAAAUAUCUAGGAGUGUAUUAUUGUUGGGUUGUAUGGCCAAGUGCAUAUUUAACUUUAUAAUAUACCACAAAACUGUUUUUAAUUUUUUUUAAUGUUCAUUUAUUUUUGAGAGAGAAAGUGAGUGGGGGAGGGGCAGAGAGAGAGUGGGACUGAGGAUCCAAAGCGGGCUCCAGCUGACAGCAGUGAGCCCGACAUGGGGCUUGAACUCACAAACCAUGAGAUUAUGACCUGAGUGGAAGUCAGAUGCUCAACUGACUGAGCCACCUGGGCGCCCCUGCAAAACUGUUUUUAAAAGCAGUUGUAUCAUUUUUCAUUUCUGUCAGCAAAGUAGAAGAGUUCCAGUUCAUGUUCUUGCCGGCAUUUGGUCUUUCAAUGUUUUUUCAAAGUCUUUACAAUUUUGGUUGUUCUAGUGGGUGUGUGGUAGGAUUUCAUUAUCCUAAUUUGCACUGUCUUAAUGACUGAUGACACUGAGCAUAUUUUCAUGUGCUUAUUUUCAUUUGCAUAUCUUUCAUAAAAUUUUUAAAUGUUUUAUUUAUUUUGAGAGAGAGAGAGAGAAAGAAUGCAAGUUGGGGAGGGGCAGAGAGAGAGGGAGACGCAGAGUCCGAAGCAAGCUCCAGGCUCUGAACUGUCAGCACAAAGCCUGAUGCGGGGCUUGAACUCGUGAACCACUAGAUCAUCUCCUGAGCUGAAGUCGGAUGGAUGCUCAACAGACUGAGCCAUCCAGGCACCCCUGCAUAUUUUUUAUAAUGUGUUCUAUUCUUCUGCUCUCUUUUCUCAUUUAUCUUGAGUUGUCUUUCAUCAUUCCAACAUAUUGUGAUGUUUUCUCCCAGUCUGUUGCUUACCUAUUUAUAUUUUUACUGAUGUCUUUGAAGUGCAAAAGUUUAAAAUUUUAAGUCCAGUGUAUCACUUGUUUCUCUUAUGGGUUAUGACUUUUGUGUUCCAUCCAAAAAAUUGUUGUCUAACGUGAAAUUCAAAGGUUUUCUUAAAUAUUUCUUCUAGAUACUUUAUGGUUUUCUCCUGGUUAGAUAAAUGAUCAUUUCAUGUUAGUUUUUAUAUACUGUGUGUGGUAAGGGUUGAAGAUUUUUCCUCUCUACUGUGGGUAUCCAGUUAUUAUGGCACCCAUUUGUUGAAAAGGGCAUUUUUGUUCAUUGAAUUUCUUGGAAGCUUUCUUAAAAAUUAAUUAACCGGGGCGCCUGGGUGGCUCAGUAGGUUAAGCGGCCAACUUCGGCUCAGGUCAUGAUCUCUCAGUCCGUGAGUUCGAGCCCCACGUCGGGCUCUGUGCUGACAGCUCAGAGCCUGGAGCCUGUUUCAGAUUAUGUGUCUCCCUCUCUCUGACCCUCCCCUGUUCAUGCUCUGUCUCUCACUGUCUCAAAAAUAAAUAAAACAUUAAAAAAAAUUAAAAAAAAUUAAUUAACCAUGUGUAUGAGUUUAUUUCUGGAGUCUUUGUUCCACUGAUCUAUAUAUUUAUCCUUAUGCCUAUACCACCAUCUUGAUUACUAUAUCAUUUUAGUAAAUCUUGAAAUCAGACAGUAUAAAUUUGUUCCUGUAUCUCAUUUUGGUUAUCUAGGUCCUUUGCAUUUCCACCUGGAUUUUAGGAUUAGUUUACCAAUUUCAUCAAAAAAGCAUGCUAGGAUUUUAAUUUGGGUUACUUUAAUUUUUUUUUAAUGGUUAUUUAUUUUUGAGAGAGAGGGUAAGGGGCAGAGAAGGAGGGAAACACAGAAUCUGAAGCAAGCUCCAGGCUCCAAGCUGUCAGCACAGAGCCUGACCUGGGGCUGGAACUCACAAGACAUGAGAUCAUGACCUGAGCCCAAGUCAGACUCUCAACUGACUAAGCUAACCACGUGCCCCCAUGAUUUGGGUUACUUUGAAUCUAUGACUCGAUUUGGAAAGAUAAUGACAUUUUAAUGAUUUUGAAUCAUUGAACUAUGAACAUCGUGUAUUUCUUCAAUUAUUUAGGUCUUUAAUUUUUUUCAGUAGUGUUUUAUAAUUUUGUAGUUUUAAGUGUUUGGAACUUAAACGUAUUUUAUUAAACUUAGCCCUAAGUAUUUCAUGUUUUUAAUGAUGCUGUAAAUAUUAUUUUAAUUUCAACUUCUAAUUGUUGCUAAUGUAUAGAAAUAAAAUUUAUUUUAUUUAUUUUUGAGAGAGAGCAUGAGAGGGGCAGAGAGAGAGGGAGAGAGAGAAUCCCAAGUGGGCUCUGUGCUGUUAGUGCAGAGCCAGACAUGGAGCUCGAUCUUACGAACCGUGAGAUCCUCAGCCAAAAUCAAUAGUUGGAUGCUCAACUGACUGAACCACCUAGGCACCCCAAUAAAAUUUAUUUUUGUGUGUUGCCAUUGUAUCUUGUGAUUGCUAAAUUUACUUCCUUUAACAGUUGUUUUUUAGGUAGAACCUAUGGGGUUUCUGAGAAGACAGUUGUGUCACGUGCAAAUCAAGACUGUUACUUUUUAAAAAAAAUUUUUUUUUUUAACGUUUUAUUUAUUUUUGAGACAGAGAGAGACAGAGCAUGAACGGGGGAGGGGCAGAGAGAGAGGGAGACACAGAAUCGGAAGCAGGCUCCAGGCUCUGAGCCAUCAGCCCAGAGCCCGACGCGGGGCUCAAACUCACAGACCGCGAGAUCGUGACCUGAGCUGAAGUCGGCCGCUUAACCGACUGAGCCACCCAGGCGCCCCAAGACAGUGUUACUUUUUUUUCCCAAUUUGCAUACCCCACUUACUAAUUUUUUAAAGGGAUUUUUUUUUUUUUGAAUUUUCAUGAGUGAUACUGGUCUAUGGUGUUCUUGUAAACACACACACACACACGCACACACACACGGUUUGGUUUUGAUACCAGGUAUAUUUGCUAGGUUUGCUGUAACAUAAUGGACAGCCUGGGUAGCUUAAAUAACAGCAGUUUAUUUUCAUACAGUUUGAGGCUAGGAAUCCAAGGUCAAGGUAUUGGUAGGUUUGGGUUCUUAGACCUCUCUCCUUGUCUUCCAGAUGGCUACCUUCUUGCUCUGUCUUCACAUGGUUACCUCAUGAUCUCUGUUGUUUGUAUUCUAAUCUCUUCUUCUUCUUUCUUUUUUUUAAUUUUUUUUUUUUAAGUUUUAUUUAUUUUGAGAGUGAGAGGGAGCAGGGGAGGGGCAGAGAAAGAGAAUCCUAAGCAGGCUUUGCACUGCCAGCACAGAGCCUGGGGCUCAAAACCAUGUGGGGCUCAAAACCAUGAACCAUGAGAUUGUGACCUGAGCCAAAAAGUCAGAUGCUCAACUGACUGCAACUGAGGCACCCAGGCAUCCCUCUAAUUUCUUUUAAUUCUUUUUUAGGAUUUUGAUUCUUUUAAAUUCUUUAAAAUUUAUUUAUUUUGAGAGAGAGAGAGAAAGUGCCAGUGGGGGAGGGGCAGAGACAGAGGGAGAUUGAGAAUCCCAAAUAGGCUCUGUGCUGUCAGCCCAGAGCCUGCUGUGGGGCUUGAACCCAUGAACCAUGAUGUGAGAUCAUUACUUGAGCUGAAAUUGGACACUUAACCGACUGAGCCACCCAGGCACCCUUUAAUUUUUUUUUUUAAUGUUUUUAUUUGUGAGACAGAGCAUGAGCAGGGGAGGGGAAGAGAGAGAGGGAGACACAGAAUCCGAAGCAGGCUCCAGGCUCUGAGCCGUCAGCACAACGCUCGAUGCAGGGCUCGAACCCAUGGACUGUGAGAUCAUGACCUGAGCUGAAGUCGGAUGCUUAACCGACUGAGUCACCCAGGUGCCCCUACUUUUUUUUUUUAAUGCUUAUUUAUUUUGGAGACAGAGAGACAGAGUGUGAGCAGGGGAGGGGCAGAGAGAGAGAGGGAGACACAGAAUCUGAAGCAGGCUCUAGGCUCUACACUGUCAGCACAGAGCCGACAUGGGCCGAACCCAUGGGCCUAAGAGCCGAAGUUGGAUGCUUAACUGACUGAGCCACCCAGGUGCCCCGUCUCUGAUCUCUUAAAAGGACAUCAUUCAUUGGAUUAGGGCCUAAUAUAUGAUUUCAUUUAACCUUAAUUGUCUCCUUGAUGCUCAGUCUCUAAAUACAGUCGCAUUUGGAGGUACUGGGGGGCUAGGAUUUCAACAUACAGAUUUCAGCCCAUCACACAGUGUAAAGCCCUUCUAAAAGGAGAUGAGAAAUGUUAUCUCUUCUUUCUUUUUCUUUUCCUAAAUGUUUAUUUUGAGAGGGAUAGAGAAAUCAGGGGAGGGGCAGAGAGAGAGAAGUGAGAGAGAAUCCCAAGCAGGUUCUGUGAUGUCAGCACAGCGCUGGACUCCAGGGCUUGAUCUCACAAACCAUGAUGUGAGCCAAAACUAAGAGUCAGAUGCUUAACCUACUGAGCCACCUAGCCACCCUAAAUGUCAUCUCUUCUGUUUUCUGAAAGAGUUUGUAUGGAAUUGCCCUAUCUGCUUUGAUAUGAUUGAGGAAGCAUACAUGACGAAAUGUGGCCACAGCUUUUGCUACAAGUGUAUUCAUCAGAGUUUGGAGGAUAAUAAUAGAUGUCCCAAGUGUAACUAUGUUGUGGAUAAUAUUGACCAUCUGUAUCCUAAUUUCUUGGUGAAUGAGCUCAUUCUCAAACAGAACCAAAGAUUUGAGGAAAAGAGGUUCAAAUUGGACCACUCAGUGAGUAGCACCAAUGGCCACAGGUGGCAAAUAUUUCAGGAUUUGUUGGGAACUGACCAAGAUAACCUUGAUUUGGCUAAUGUCAACCUCAUGUUGGAAUUACUAGUGCAGAAGAAGAAACAGCUGGAAGCAGAAUCACAUGCAGCCCAACUACAGAUCCUUAUGGAAUUCCUCAAGGUUGCAAGAAGAAAUAAGAGAGAGCAACUGGAACAGAUCCAGAAGGAGCUGAGUGUUUUGGAAGAGGAUAUUAAAAGAGUGGAAGAAAUGAGCGGCUUGUACUCUCCUGUCAGUGAGGAUAGCACAGUGCCUCAAUUUGAAGCUCCUUCUCCAUCACACAGUAGUAUUAUUGAUUCCACAGAAUUCAACCAACCUCCUGGUUUCAGUGGCAGUUCUCAGACAAAGAAACAGCCUUGGUAUAACAGCACGUUAGCAUCAAGAAGAAAACGGCUUACUGCUCAUUUUGAAGACUUGGAACAAUGUUACUUUUCUACAAGGAUGUCUCGUAUUUCAGAUGAUAGUCGAACUGCAAGCCAGUUGGAUGAAUUUCAGGAAUGCUUGUCUAAGUUUACCCGAUAUAAUUCAGUACGACCUUUGGCUACGUUGUCCUAUGCUAGUGAUCUCUAUAAUGGUUCCAGCAUAGUCUCUAGUAUUGAAUUUGACCGGGAUUGUGACUAUUUUGCAAUUGCUGGAGUUACAAAGAAGAUUAAGGUCUAUGAAUAUGGCACAGUCAUUCAAGAUGCCGUGGAUAUUCACUACCCUGAAAAUGAAAUGACCUGCAAUUCCAAAAUCAGCUGUAUCAGUUGGAGUAGUUACCAUAAGAAUCUGUUAGCCAGCAGUGAUUAUGAAGGCACUGUCAUCCUAUGGGAUGGAUUCACAGGACAGAGGUCAAAGGUCUAUCAGGAACAUGAGAAAAGGUGUUGGAGUGUUGACUUUAAUUUGAUGGAUCCUAAACUCUUGGCUUCAGGUUCUGAUGAUGCAAAAGUGAAGCUAUGGUCUACCAACCUAGACAACUCAGUUGCAAGCAUUGAGGCGAAGGCUAACGUGUGCUGUGUUAAAUUCAGCCCCUCUUCUAGAUACCAUUUGGCUUUCGGCUGUGCAGAUCACUGUGUCCACUACUAUGAUCUUCGUAACACUAAACAGCCAAUCAUGGUAUUCAAAGGACACCGAAAAGCAGUGUCUUAUGCAAAGUUUGUGAGUGGUGAGGAAAUUGUCUCUGCCUCAACAGACAGCCAACUAAAACUGUGGAAUGUAGGGAAACCAUACUGUCUACGUUCUUUCAAGGGUCACAUCAAUGAAAAAAACUUCGUAGGCCUCGCUUCCAAUGGCGACUAUAUAGCUUGUGGAAGCGAGAACAACUCUCUUUACCUGUACUAUAAAGGACUUUCUAAGACUUUGCUAACUUUUAAGUUUGAUACGGUCAAAAGUGUUCUGGAUAAAGACCGAAAAGAAGAUGAUACCAAUGAAUUUGUUAGUGCUGUGUGCUGGAGGGCAUUGCCAGAUGGGGAGUCCAAUGUGCUGAUUGCUGCUAACAGUCAGGGUACAAUUAAGGUGCUGGAGUUGGUAUGAAGGGUUUACUCAAGUUAAAUUGUAUUUGAUCCUGCUGAAAUACAUCUGCAGCUGACAAUGAAAGAAGACAGAAACUGCCAUGUGAUGUCUCUCCCCAAAGUCAUCAUGGGUUUUGGAUUUGUUUUGAAUAUUUUUUCUUUUCCUAUUUUUUUCUCCUUCAUGCCAUUUGGGACAUUGGGAAUACCCAGUGAACUCUCCACCAUCAAUGUAACUCUAUGGACUUUGCUGCUGUUGGUGGUGUGGUUAUCUAAUUUUUGUGAUAGGGAAACAAAUUCUUUUGAAUAAAAAUAAAUAACAAAAAAUAAUAAAAGUUUAUUGAGCCACAG